Messenger RNA from Phragmites australis (common reed), 2489 nucleotides. Its product is annotated as coronatine-insensitive protein homolog 2-like. Gene Ontology annotation, biological process: SCF-dependent proteasomal ubiquitin-dependent protein catabolic process. The transcript is spliced from 3 exons. Bases 315 to 2090 code for a protein of 591 amino acids. The record is from RefSeq and is a predicted model, not a curated record. Lineage: Eukaryota; Viridiplantae; Streptophyta; Magnoliopsida; Poales; Poaceae. Gene Ontology annotation, cellular component: SCF ubiquitin ligase complex.
UAUAGACUACGGUAGCCGUGAGCUGGAAAUAAAAUAAAUAGUCGGUAGCUCCGGACCCACGCGUCAGUCGUGGCGGCCGCAUCGCCUCGCCCCCAUUGGUGGAUAGCCCAUAGGCGCGCAGUGACCGGGGUGGCCGUUCCCCUCGCCCAGCCGCACAGCACCUGGAGAAAAAGGCUUCACUUCGCGUAUUCCCCACCUCUCCUUUCCCUUCCUCGCCCACUCCACCCCAUCCCGUGCAAAUCUGCAGCGAGAGCGAGGGCGAGGGGGAAGCAGAUCGGCGGGCGGUCGCGGCGCGGCGUAGCUCGGCUGGCUCGAUGGGCGGCGAGGGCGAGGACGGGGAGCGGCGGCUGGGGCGGAUGCUGAGCUUCGGGAUCCCGGACACGGCGCUGGGGCUUGUGAUGGGGUGCGUGGAGGACCCCUGGGACCGCGACGCCAUCUCGCUGGUGUGCCGCCACUGGUGCCGCGUCGACGCGCUCAGCCGCAAGCACGUCACGGUGGCCAUGGCCUACUCCACCACGCCUGAGCUCCUGUUCCGGCGCUUCCCGUGCCUCGAGUCGCUCAAGCUCAAGGCCAAGCCCCGCGCGGCCAUGUUCAACCUCAUCUCCGACGACUGGGGCGGGUCGGCUUCGCUGUGGAUCCGGCAGCUCUCGGCCUCCUUCCACUUCCUCAAGGCGCUCCACCUGCGCAGGAUGAUCGUGUCCGACGACGACAUCGACGUCCUCGUCCGCGCCAAGGCGCACAUGCUCGUCUCGCUCAAGCUCGACCGCUGCUCCGGCUUCUCCACACCCUCCAUCGCCCUCGUCGCCCGCUGCUGCAAGAAACUGGAAACGCUGUUCCUGGAAGAAAGCUCAAUCGCUGAGAAAGAGAAUGAUGAAUGGAUUCGCGAGCUUGCUGCAAACAAUUCUGUUCUCGAGACACUGAAUUUCUAUUUGACAGAUCUCAGGGCAUCCCCAGAGUAUCUUACCCUCCUUGUACGCAGUUGCCAAAGGCUGAAAACUCUGAAGAUUAGCGAAUGUCCAAUGCCUGACCUGAUCAGUUUGUUCCGUACAGCACAAACACUUCAAGAAUUUGCUGGUGGUUCCUUUGACGAUCAGGAUCAGGCUGUGGAGAGUAGAAAUUAUGAGAACUACUAUUUCCCCCCCUUGCUACACCACUUGAGUUUGCUCUACAUGGGAACUAAGGAGAUGCAGAUACUAUUUCCGUAUGCUGCUGCACUCAAGAAGUUAGACCUUCAAUUUACAUUCCUUUCCACAGAGGAUCACUGUCAGAUAGUUCAGCGCUGCCCCAAUCUAGAAAUUUUAGAGGUAAGGGAUGUGAUAGGGGAUCGAGGAUUAGAAGUUGUUGCGCAGACCUGCAAGAAAUUACAGAGGCUCAGAGUGGAGAGAGGAGAUGAUGAACAAGGAGGUCUUGAGGAUGAACAAGGUAGGAUUUCACAGGUUGGGUUGAUGGCUAUAGCCCAAGGCUGCCCUGAGUUGACAUACUGGGCAAUACAUGUCUCGGACAUUACAAAUGCAGCUUUAGAGGCCAUUGGUACAUCCAGCAGAAAUCUUAAUGAUUUUCGCCUUGUCUUGCUUGAUAGAGAAGCACGGAUAACCGAAUUGCCACUCGACAGUGGUGUUCGCGCUUUGCUGAGAGGUUGCACCAAACUCCGCAGGUUUGCAUUUUAUGUGAGACCUGGGGUUUUAUCUGAUGUUGGCCUUGGCUACAUUAGCGAAUUUAGUAAGAGCAUUCGUUACAUGUUGCUCGGUAAUGUUGGUGAGUCUGAUCAAGGACUGCUGCAAUUCUCAAAAGGUUGCCCAAGCUUGCAAAAAUUGGAGCUGAGAGGUUGUUUCUUUACUGAGCGGGCAUUGGCCAUUGCUGCGUUACAGCUUAAGUCACUGAGAUAUCUGUGGGUGCAAGGAUACAAGGCAUCUCCAACUGGCGCCGAUCUUAUGGCAAUGAUACGCCCCUUCUGGAACAUUGAAUUUAUUGCUCCAGACCAAGAUGAACCUUGCUCAGAGGGUAAAGCUCAGAUUCUGGCAUACUACUCCCUUGCUGGAAGGAGGGCAGAUUGCCCACCGUCGGUAAUUCCACUCUACCCCGCAUGUUGAGCGUACAUAUUUUUUGUUGCCAGACUGCGGCUCAUGGUAAGUAUAGGUCCAUGGCACCAAAUAUCUGCAAAGUCAAUGGUAACCCCUAUUCUGCUUGUUGAGGGAAUUCGGACAUUCCACUGCACCGAACCCCAAAGCUAGCUUAAAGCAGGAUAGCUGUUUAGCCUGAGGAACAGAGCGCUUUCCGGACUAAGAACAGUCAUGCAUAUCUGGAGGCAGCUCUUCUGCAUCAGCUUAGCCCAACUGGCCAACAUGGAUAUGUAAACCUCACUUUUUUAACUAGGUUUGGACAUACAAUUUUGUAAUAAUGUGCUCUGUUUAGUGUAUCUUAUCAUUUUUGGAUUCUUCAGCUGUAUGCCGUAUUAUUGCUAUAUGAACAAGUAUGUCAAUUAGUUACUU